AUGGCUAUACACCUUUCUUCUUCUUCUUCUGUCAUCUUUCCUUUACCUGUUUUCUUACUUCUCUCUAUAUUUUGCUUAUCCUCAGUUUCUUCUUCUUCCAAUAUUCCUGAAAUUCCAUACUCUUAUCACUGCUCUUCAUAUGUAUCUGAGUCUACCCCGACUCAACGUGUUCAUCAUUCUGACAUUUUACCUUACCUCUCCACUGCGAGUAGCUACUACCAUGGCGGUGAGAGUUUAUGGACCAGUAAAUCACUUGGUCAGUUGUCUAAUACCUCCAUCAAUUCUCUUACCUUCCAGCCCACCCAGAAAUCCGCUUACACGACAGAGGAUCCUGAAAUUUUUAAACUUAAAGCGUCCUUGACGCUCAGACCCUCUUAUGUGGAGGAUGAUUCUUAUAAAUAUUCCAGAUAUGGAUCCUAUGGGUGGUCGUAUUAUGCUGCUGGGAAUUACAGUGGGCCACGGGAAUUGUCGUUCCUCUUGAGCGGCUAUUUCUCGGAGAGUUCUGGGAAGCUUUGCAUGGUGGGAUCAGCUUCCUGGUAUUCCAAGGAAGGGAAGCCUGAGUAUGUUGAAGCCGUUCUCAGGCUCUCUUUUGCAAAGAAGAACUCCGACAUCUCCAGCGGUUUUGUUCAUGGAAGCCUGCAGAGCCUGGGGUCAAACAAGGAUUCGAGGUAUUUUGAGGAAAUUAAGAUAUUUGCUUUCACUGAUGUUGAGUCCUACAAGUAUUCACUGGCGUCCAAGGAUCUUGGAGCUGUCUGCAAAGGCGGAGUCACAACUCAGAAGAACCAAUCACUUAGCGUGCGGCGAAGAAGCUUUUGCUCUGCAAUUCGGGAGAAUUACGGUAGUUUUGAGUUGGAGCAUGCUGGGGACUGUAAACCUUCAAAGAACUGCAGCCCUGUGGAUGGGGUUUUGGGAUAUUCUCCUCGCUUCAUGUCCCUGAAUCAAAUUCAAUGUUCUGAUCAAGAAAGAAAGGUGAGAUUCAUGGUGAAGUUCCAAAACACAAGCUAUGAUGAUUAUUACCGAGGUUUUAAUCCCAACACAACGUUUGUUGGAGAGGGAUCAUGGGAUGACAGCAAGAAUCAGUUCUGCAUCGUGGCUUGUCGAAUCUUGAAUCUGCCCGGAGAUGGUGGUGUCGGGGAUUGUUCUUUAAGGUUGAGCUUGAGGUACCCUGCUGUCUGGACAAUCAAAAAUGCCUACAGAGGUGUGGGAGAAAUGUGGACAAACAAGACAGCCCAGGAUUCUGGGUACUUCCAGAUGAUGAAGUUCAGAAGCACUGAAAUCAACAUGGAUGGAUAUUAUUAUUCUCUUCCAGGUCUAAGCUACAAGUACACAGAAACAGAGAAAGUAACAAAGCAAUGCCCGCCACUCAAGGCCGCCAUGAAAGAUGAGGAGAAAUACCCAGAUGGGAAAUCUCGUGAUAUGAGACUUGACAUCUCUGUCCAAUAUUCUAAACAACAACACUCCUCGACCUGGGGCAGUGCAUUUCCAAUCUUUGCUGGUGAUGAACUCUUUGAAGAUAAUUAUGUUCAAGUAUCUGAAAUUUCUGAAGUUGGCGGUGUUGAAGCUGAAUUUUAUGGAUUUAACACAAGUUCUCAGAAAGUCAGUUCUAGCAGCCCUUUGAAAAUGAGUUACUUGAUCAGCUUCUAUGCAUCUUAUAUCGAUUUCACAAAGGAGAUUGCCUCGCUAAAUUUAUCUCUGAAUUCUAGAGGUAAAGUAGAGAUCAUUGCUGAGGGGAUUUACCAUGGCAAAACGGGGCAUCUGUGCAUGGUUGGGUGCAGAAAGCUGGAAUUUCAGACUCAGAAACCAGAACAGGAUUCUCAGGACUGUGAGAUUCUUGUUGAAUUCGACUUCCCCUCAGUAAACGCCAGGAGGAGAAACCUGAUGAAAGGAAGCAUACGAAGCACACGAAAGGCGUCUGAUCCUCUCUACUUUGCGCAGCUCAACAUUACUUCAACUGCUUACUACACUAGGUACGCCAGGGAAUCGAUAUGGAGGAUGGAUUUAGAGAUCAUAAUGGUGUUGAUUUCCAACACCCUCGCCUGCAUCUUCGUCGUUCUACAGCUUUUCUAUGCGAAACGCCACCCUGAAACGCUUCCUUUCAUGUCACUGCUAAUGCUGGUUGUCCUCACCCUGGGCCACAUGAUCCCUCUGGUGCUCAACUUCGAAGCCCUCUUCUUGAGCAGCCAUCAACGAAGAACACGACGCUCCAUGUUUGGGGCGGAUGGAUGGAUCGAAGUGAACGAGGUGAUCGUGAGGGUGGUCACCAUGGUAGCCUUCCUCCUGCAAGCCCGCCUCCUGCAGCUAGCAUGGAGCGCGAAAUGGGAAACCGGGAAUGGAAAAGGGCUGUGGGUAUCAGAGAGGAAAACAGUGUUUGUUUCCUUCCCUCUUUACAUUGCAGGUGGAUUGCUCACCAUCCUGGUGAAAUGGAUGUGCAACAAAAACAUGGCUACAGGGACAACAUUAUCUUAUUAUUCUCCCUAUCAGGACAACAUUAAUCCACAAUCUUCCACCUGGGGUGGUUUAAGGUCAUACGCAGGAUUCAUUCUGGACGGUUUUCUGUUCCCACAGGUUCUCUUCAACAUCUUCCACAGCUCAAGAGAGGCGGCGCUGUCGCGGUGGUUCUACAUGGGGACCACCUUAGUGCGCCUGCUGCCACACGCGUAUGAUCUUUACAGGGUUCACAACUAUGCUGCUGCCAUGGAAGUAGAAGGGUCGUACUUGUACGCGAACCCGAGGGCGGAUUUCUACUCCACGGCUUGGGAUAUCAUCAUUCCCUGCCUGGGAAUGCUGUUGGCUGUGAUCAUUUGGUUGCAGCAGCGGUUCGGUGGCCGGUGUUUGCUUCCCCGGAGGUUCAGAGAUUCUGUGGCGUAUGAGAAAGUUGUGGCUGAUGAUAGCGGUGCAUAG
Molecule: messenger RNA, 2901 nt
Organism: Ipomoea nil (Japanese morning glory)
Lineage: Eukaryota; Viridiplantae; Streptophyta; Magnoliopsida; Solanales; Convolvulaceae
Exons: 1
Coding region: 1-2901 (966 amino acids)
Cellular component (GO): intracellular membrane-bounded organelle
Source: RefSeq, a predicted model, not a curated record